ACCUUUUAUUGCUUCCCGACCUUCAUUCCUUUCUCUCUUUCUUCGAGGGGAGUUCCUCAGCCUUCUAGGACUAUUAGUUCUAUGCCAAUCAACUACCGGUCCCUUCAACUUUCGCGAGGUUUAAUUCAUUGAAUCCCAAUGUUGAAGUUAAAAAGAAGAAGAACAAAUGUCAUUUCUUCGUUUUGUUUGCUAAUAAGAGGAAGCAAUAUGUUCUUUGGUUUUUUUUAAAUUAACGGUAAGUGUUAACUUUUUUGUUUGUGUGUGUUAUUACGUUCCCAGCAGAAGUAAAUCUCAUAAUGAAUGAAUCCUUUAAAUUGUUGAGUUCUAUGUCCCCUAAAUGUAACCAGAAAACAGUGACCAAAGCAGUUAAAGUGCUCGCCUUAAACAGACACGUGAGAAGGUCUUCAAUAUAUGCAAAAAUCCCAACUAUUCGAAAUGAGAAUUUGGUCUUGGUAGAUGGAAGUACCAACUCGUCAUCCAACAGUAAGAGCAAGCUGGAUGUAACAGCCUCUAAAGUACAUGAUGUGAUUGUUAUCAACUCUAGUAGUGAUAAUGAAGGGGAAGACAAUAAGCAAACAGCACCGUUGUAUAAUGACAAUAGAUCAAAAACAUCUAGAAUUCAAAAAUGGUUGGCUGAGAUUGAAGCUGAAGACAAGGGGACUUUAACUCAGUUUAGCCAGGUUUCAACGAUUUAUGGAGAUGUUGCUUUAAAUGAGAAUGGUUGUGCUAUACAAUCGACUUUUAUUGACCCUGCGACCCGAAGGUUUGAUGAACUUUUUAAAACCAAUUCUGUUUAUGUAAAUAAGGAAACUGACGACGCCGUUCUGGAUAAAUCUGAUGUAUCAUUGGAGUUGCAAUUUGACAUAAGUUUGCGCAGCAAACUUCUUUCCAAAUCCACACAAAAUGCAGAUCGAAAUAAAAAAGAACUUAUGGAUUUGACUCCCCAAUUGUCUAUGGAUAAGACUAAGGACCAGUUCAAAACUAUUAGAAGAAGAAACAACAAAUACAAUGAUACAUUUGAACCUAGUAAUAUAGAAGCUGAAACAUUGUUGGACACGCUAUAUGGUACCAAAUGGAGGGACAAGCACGAACAAGUGUUACCACAGACUGAACCAAGGAAAGGUAACCAUUCUUCUACUUAUCUUGAAAAUAGUUUAUAUCACAGAGCGGCCACAGACAGGAAAAUAAUAAAUUGCAAAAAGAAAACCUUACAACCGAAGUCGCCAUGGAUGGAUAAAUUCAAAGAAAUAUGUGAUUCAGAAACAGACAGCGAUGAUUUAAAUAUUGGAAAUAGGGUGAAUGUUAGAACUAGAUUAGAGUUUGAUAGUGAUUGUGAUUCUGACAACAAUUUGAGAAUUCAAAAUAAGGGUAAAGGUUCCCCUUUAAGUGAGACUGAGGGUGAAUCCUUAGAAGAUAUAAUCCAAAAAAAAUUAAAUAGUAUUUUUCUCACACCGAAAGUAAAUCCUUUAAGUGACAGUAAUAAAAAUGACAAUUCUAAACAUAAUGAGGACAACAAAGCGAGGAUGAACAAUAAAAAAUUAAAACAUAAGGAAAAUGUAAAGCCUACGGGCGAUAGGGAGUAUGCCACGGAUAAUAAAAAAAAAAUCAAAUCUAGAAAUCUUGGUCAGGAUGACAAAAUACAAAAUACGAAAAAGUUUGCGGUGCGGACAGGAACUGUAAGUAGCAGUAGCAGCAGAGAUUUUACGGAGGAUUCCAAUUCACCUUCCAGUGACGAUGACUUUGAUAAAGAAGUCACGCGUAUUGUUGAAAGUCGGAAAAGAACCAAGAAACCUUCAAGUGAAACUUGCAGUUUUUUAGAAUCCUUAUCAGGUCAGGUGCCACUGCUAAAGUGCGACGCAGCAGCCAAGAUCUUUCGCACAAGUUACAAGCACUAUCGUGACGAGUUAGUGAAGAAACUGUUUAAUUUAUACAACGACAAAGUGUUUGAAGGCAUUAUACCGAGGGACACGGCUAUCAAUUGGAACCAUAAUUUGAGAGGUACCGCCGGUUUGUGUCAUUGCAAAAGGAUAACUCAUCGAAAUGGUAAAGUGGAAAGGAUUGUGUCCAUUAGCCUUUCAUCCAAGGUUUUGGAUUCGCCAGAUAGAGUUAGAGACACUUUGAUACACGAAAUGUGUCAUGCCGCUGUGUGGAUCGUUAAUAUGGUGUCGAACGGACACGGACCAUAUUGGAAGAAGUGGGCUCUUCAUGCGAUGACAAUUUUCCCGGAAUUGCCUCCAAUAAAAAGAUGCCACUCUUACGUCAUUAAUACUAAAUAUACCUACAGGUGCCAAGGAUGCGGACAGACCAUUGGUAGACAUUCCAAAUCGUUAAACAUCGAACGUAAAAGAUGCGGCUUGUGUUAUGGGAAAUUCGAAAUCUUGAUUAACAAAACCACAAAGAAUGGAGAGACUAAAACGGUACCGGUUACACCGAAAAGGGAGCCGAGCCAAUUUGCUCUUUUCGUGAAAGAGAAUUAUGCGUUAUACAAGGAACCUUCGCGAAAACAUGGUGACGUCAUGAAAAUUUUGGGACAAAAAUUUGCAGAACUCAAAGUGCAAACCGCGUGAAAAGCGCUAUUGACUAUUGACGACGCCCGUAUAGUACUAUGAUCGUUUUCAGUACCCUAAACUGAUGUUUUUAGUUUCGGUAGAAAAUUUUAUGCAGGUGGUAACUUAAGCCAAAACGUAUUUUUUUACAAUGUUAUGUUUUAAUGAACGCAAUAACCUUUGUGAU
Cylas formicarius (sweet potato weevil) is the source of this 2733-nucleotide messenger RNA. Its product is annotated as germ cell nuclear acidic protein-like. The record is from RefSeq and is a predicted model, not a curated record. The transcript is spliced from 7 exons. Lineage: Eukaryota; Metazoa; Arthropoda; Insecta; Coleoptera; Brentidae. The coding region runs from base 297 to 2567 and encodes 756 amino acids. Gene Ontology annotation, cellular component: nucleus.